CUGCACUCUCAAGCGAAGCCAGAGAUUCCUCUAAACUAGAGAUUCUCACCGACUGUUUUAUUUCUAUUCAAUAAUAUAAAACGGGCGCAUUCUCCUCGUCCCCUCUCUUCUCUUCAAACAGCCCUCCCAUCUCAUCCUUCUCCUUCUCUUCAAGCCCUUAUCAUACACACUCUUACCUCUAUUUGCCGCGCUCAUCCCCUCUCAAUCGUUCAAGUGACCAAGCAGCAGCGUAUUCCGCAUCACUUCUAUCCUUCUAUUUAUUACUUUCAUUACUAUCGACCUUUCGCCAACAUGCUGCUGAAGAUCUCCACCGUGUCCGCCCUCCUUUUGGCCGCCUCCUCUGCUGUAGCCUUCCCGUCCUUCAUCCAGUCCGAGAGAUUGGCCCCCGUUAUUUCCUCCGUCGAGGCCGAGGUCGUUCCUGACUCGUACUUUGUGGUCUUCAAGGACGGCGUCCGCGCGUACGACCAAGCUGCCUGGGUUAGCGACCUUCACCACCAGGACCUCAUGAUGAACGGCGCCUGGGACGAUGGUUUCGACGAGAGCAUGAUAAACGGUGUCAACCAUUUGUAUGACAUGGGCUCGUUCCAGGGUCUUGCUGGUCGCUUCCGCCCUGAGGUGUUGGAUGAGAUUCGUAGGAACCCCGACGUAAGUGCUUUGCCUUGUGGAACUUUAUUGGUUCAUUUAGUUCGAUUUUCUUUGUUGGGUUCCUGAAGGGGUGUGUGUGUGUGUGUGUGUUUUUAGGGU
Gamsiella multidivaricata is the source of this 744-nucleotide messenger RNA. RefSeq lists its product as uncharacterized. The transcript is spliced from 2 exons. NCBI's taxonomy places the organism in Eukaryota, Fungi, Mortierellomycota, Mortierellomycetes, Mortierellales, Mortierellaceae. Bases 292 to 711 code for a protein of 139 amino acids. The record is from RefSeq and is a predicted model, not a curated record.